UACGAUAAACCACCAGAGGGCGCCGGUUGCUGUUUCGACUCACAGUCUUAUGUUCUCUAGUAAUCCCGAGCCGCACACACCAUCCCCUGCUGGUUGAAUCAACGCUGGAAUUCUGACACACUGCUUCCCGUUACCAUGGCGCAUCAAUGAGGAAAGAAAGGGGGAACUCGAUUACUUCAGCUUCAUUUUACCUUUGCAGUUAUGUCUCGGUCUAUCGGCUUUUUUUCGCCAUGUCAGAGUUCUCUGCUUUCCUUUUCUUCUCAGUGCUGUUGAUUUUCUCCGAACAUGGGCUGGUGAUGGUGGAGAGUGGCAGGGCCGCUGCCGACCUGGGUACCGACAUGGGAAACAACAAUAUCGACACGAUCACCGCCCAGGAGGAGCCGAACACCAACCAGCAACGCCAUCGCCAGAAUCAAGUGCAGAUGGCAUCUGUAUCAACAUCAGUAUCACUGUUUACAUUAAAAGUUCAAGUCAAUGAUCUUGUGAGCCGCCAGUACCUUAGGCAAGCUGCCGUUGAAGUGUUUGUGAACUACACUAGGACCAAUUUCGCAUAUACAGAGGAAAAUGGAGCUGUGCUACUGAAAGUACCGUACAAACUGGGAUUAACUUUAACAAUUGUGGCACGUAUGGAUGGCUAUGUGUUAACACCAUUGCCUUGGAAAACAGCAAAGAUGCCAAUAUUUUCCUCUGUGACCCUUUCGCUGAUUCCACAAAACCAAGGCAACAUCUGGCUGUUUGAAGAUUCAGUUCUGAUAACUGGAAAAAUAUCAGAUGCAAAGUUACAGCCCAGCAUUCAGUUUCCAAAGAAUUUACUAAAACUGCCAGACCGCUCCAAUAUCUCUGGCGUGACUGCCUACCUAACACUGCCUCAGCUACCUACUGAAAAAGAUUUCCCUCUUUACACAAUGGGGAUUCAUAUCAACAGAUCUGGUUACAAGAGUAUAGAACUGACCCCUGUGGCUGCAGUUAGUGUCCAUCUCUUCUCCAGUGGCAAAGAGGUCAAAGUCACCGGUCCAAUUCAAAUCAUGCUGCCUUUACCAGGGAAUACUAAAGUGAAACCCGCAGAUGCUGUGGCUGCAUGGGCAUUCGAUUCACAAACAGGUUCAUGGGUUAACAGAGGACUGGGGAUGGUGAAGCAGGAUGAGGAUCGUGUUGUUUGGUCAUAUGUAGCUCCUCACCUUGGGUACUGGAUAGCCGCACCUUUACCUACAGGAGACGGUAUUAUUGGACGUACAACAACUUUGAUGGACUUUUCCUCUUACCACACUUACCUUCUCAUGGCCAUUCUAGGAGGAACUGUUGUAAUUGUUUUUGGAUUUUUUGCUGUACUUUGUUGCUUUUGUAGGGGAAGAGUUUGUGAGCCACAGAAGAGUGAACAAGAUGUCAGUAAAAUGGAGGUCUUAAGGAAAGACCAGGCCACUUCAACUAAUGGAAACCAGUCCAUUUCCUUUAAGGAAUCAGCCAGACAUAAUGAAAAAUCCUCCAACACGCCCAUGAUGUCUUCCAGGGAUGGUUCUCGUAGAGAUGAAUCUGCAUCUACAAGACAGAAAGGGAACUUUAACAUCUAUGUUGAUGAUGUUGGGCUUCCAUCUGCAAAACACUAUAAUGAAAAUCAAGGCAACUCUGCCACUCAGCCUGAAAGCUGCAGAUCUCAGCACCAGCCAACCUAUGUUAACAGCAGUGAAACUGUGAGGUCUAAAGAAAUGACAGAGCAGCAAAGAGUACAUCUUGCUCUGAAUGAAAACAUAUACAGAAUUAGCCACAUUCCAGAAAGAUUAGUGCACAUUUAUAACCAACCAGUAGCCAUUCUGCAGGCUCCAGAUCUCUUUAGCACCCCUGAGCAGCUAUCAGGUUGCAAGUCUGCUACUUUACCAAGAAAGGGACAGCUGGUAUACAACCCACUGAUGGAACCCAUGAGCAAAGACAGCUACACACAAACACUCCCCAAAAUGCCGCUGCUUUCACAUCUCCAGCCAGAGACCUGCAGGCAACAGGAGGUCCCUAAGGGUCCACAGAGUUUAGCCUCCAACCCAGAGACCUGGGCUAGAUACAGCAGCAGCCUACUGGAGUCGGUGUCUGUUCCGGGGACAUUGAAUGAAGCCGUGGGCAUGAGUCCAUUCUGCAGUGAACUUCAAGGCAUUUCAGAGCAAACUUUGCUGGAGCUGACCAAAGGCAAACCCUCCCCACACCCGAGAGCGUGGUUUGUGUCACUGGAAGGAAAACCCAUUGCCCAAGUGAGGCAUUCAUUUAUUGAUCUUCAGAAAAAGAAGAAACCUACGAAUAGCAAUGACACCAGCCUGGACUCGGGGGUGGACAUGAACGAACAUCAUCCCAGCAGAAAACUGGAAAGGGAGAAGACCUUUAUUAAGGGUAUGCCUCACAGCAAAAUCCUCUACACAGAGGACUUUGAUUUGAGCAGCAGUGAGAGUGGGACAACUGCAGCCUGCACCCCUGAAGAUCCAUUAUUAAGACACAUACUGGACAGUGGGAGUGGACAGAUUGGGGAGGGACAGCCAGAUGGAGAACAGGCAGAGGCAACAAGCACCCAAGAAGAGAGUGAGAGACAGUCAACUCCACCAUCAAAAAGACUGAGAAGGAACAAAGGGAAAUCGGACAGCAAAUCAAGUGGAUGGACAAAAAGGGAGGAAAGGCCUCUUAGGUCUUUAAACUAGAUAUUUUCUAAACAGGUCAGGUCAGGGGGGUGGUAAAGGCAUAACAGUAUCCCAGUAUUUGGUAAUGCACAUUGUCUAUUUCAAUUGAUUCUGAAUGUGCACUUUUACUUUUAACACAAGCAUAGUGUAGUGUUGUCACCUGACUCAUCAACAAGAGGAUUUAUACUUUUUGGUGAAAAUGAAUGUUUAAAAAUAUACAGUAUUUCUUCUAGGUCUCUCUUGGACUUUUUCAGACAUGAAAACCUUUUGAACAAUGCAGCAUUGAAAAAGGAAAGAUCUGUGUAGGUUCAAGCCUGUCUCUACAUAGUUCAUUUGAUUGGCUUCUGCCGAUGCUUGAAACAGUACAGCUGUAUCUGUAUGCUGGGGUACUCUUCACUUCAUGGUGUGUCCCAAUGGUUACAGGGCAAUGGUAAUGUUUAAUGGCCCUUGGUGUAAAUCUGGUUUAGCAUUGUUGCUCAGUCAAAUAACACAAGUAGUUGUCUGUACUCUGUAAUGAGCAGGAUGCAUUUUCAACAAGCCUACUGAAGAACUUGCAUGUAAAUAUGAAUUUGAUGGAAACUAACCUGCCUGGUUUUUCAUCAAAUGAUAUAUAUGCACAGUUUUAUUUGCCGAAAAUGUGCAAUGUUUUUUGUAUUUUUUUUUUCUUGUGAAAUUAUUCUUACCCAGUAAUGUACAGGAGUUAAUGGUACUUUUCGUUCUGUGGUAUUUCUCUAUUAUUGCUUCCGAGCUAUAAUAUUUAAAGCACAUUAAAAAGACUUAAUGUAAGUUGAAUAUGUAACACUUCUAUUUACCUUGCUUUUGGCAAUCAGUACAUAUGUACUAACAAUAUAACAGUUUGGUAAAUAUAUUUAUUAAGAGAAAUAACUUAGGCCUAUAUUUUAUUAUAAAUUAUUGAUCCCUACAGUUAAUACAUAUUUGACCCCUACAAGUUUCUAGAAUGGCCAAAAGCUGAAGACUACAAUCCAAACUUGCACUUAAAACAAGCAAUCUUUGCAAAUGUGGAUGGUAUAAUGAAUCAGCACAUAAAUACAGUAGCCUACAGGUGUUGCUAAUGGUGCAUGUUAGUGGCUGAAAGAUCCAAGUUCACCCUAACCAUAACAAAUGGUCUUAGUCAUAGACAUUAUAAACCAGAAAGAACUGGCAACCUACUUUUGCAGUUGUAUGGUCAUACUGUAUAUAUCCUUCAUUUAAAAAGAGAAUACCUGUACCUGAUUAUUGCAUAGGCUAGCUUUUGUGCUUCUAGGUUUGUACAUGUCAAACUGUAGUAUUGACCAAGUGCUAUUUUGUGUUUUGCCACUUUUGCCAUUUUAAACAAUAUUUUAUGGGACACUGGUAUUUAUUUACCAAUCAAAUAUUACGGAAACCACAGAUUGCCCGACCUGUUCUGUUUGUCUGAGUAGUCCUAUUAAUUCUUGUGAAUGAACGUUUGCUUUCCUUCUGCAUGUAUUAAACUGGCUUUAGGGUACUCUUGUGAUAAAAGGUGAUUUGCACUCAGAUCUUUUUUGCUGGCAAAACACUUCUUUUUUUUUUCUUUCCCCCAGAUGAAACUAUUGUUCACAUAUUUUGGAAAUAACCAUUAUUUAUUUUUGUCUGCUGAUUUAAUAUCAAGAUAUCACAAAGCCAGCAAUACAAUAUGUUGGUUAUUUCAUAAGAAACUUUUGCAGCUUAUUUAUUUUGAACAUUUUGUUAUUGAUUUACAUUCAAUUGUAAAACAUGUUUCACUACCAUCCAUGGUGCAUUAAGUUUUAAUACCUGUGUGUCUGUUAAAAGAUAAAUUCAUACUAAAUGUUAUACAUUUUUGUCAAUAGAACUUGCUAAGCAACACAUGUAUUUCAGUCACUGAGGAUAAGAUGUUUCUUCACUAGCAAUCAUUUCAAGCGUGUUCCCUUUGUUAAUUACACACUCAUUUUAUUCCAAUCACCAUCUUGUUUCUUUAAGCCAGGCAUUUUGCAUGAUGUAGUUUUUAUUUCAUAUCCACUUACUGUAGGCAUUCCUGUUUCAUUUUUGGGGUAAAUCUUGUAAAGAAAGUUCAUCUUUUUAUAUAAAUAUUUUCUUCGAAUUGGAAACACUCCAAAUUCAAGCAGUGAUUUUUGUUCCUGUAACCAAUUUGAAAAUGGAUUAAGCAAGGUUUCUUAUCUAUUACUAUUUAUAUUUCCCUAAUUAUAUAUAUAUAUAUAUAUAUAUAUAUAUAUAUAUAUAUAUAUAUAUAUAUAUAUAUAUAUAUAUAUUAUUCUUUUUAAUGAAUCCACCACAGGUAUAAUUGUUAAGCACAAGCCUUUGCAGAGUAGUGUUCAGCCAUAGACAGAGAUGUGGCAGUAAUCCCUGGUGAGAUGAAGUUUAAAUAGCAAAGGAACUUCUGUACAAAUUUCUGGGCAAUCUGGGAAAAUACAUACAUGACUGUUCGUCACUGCCAUAUGUUUUAAUGUCCACUGUAACGUGAAAUGAAAUUUUCCUGCACAAACUUACAGAAACUGUAUGAUACAGGGUCUUCUAGAAAUAUUCUGACAGUAAGUGACAUUUCUGGUUAGAUUACAUUUAAUAUAUAUAUAUAUAUAUAUAUAUAUAUAUAUAUAUAUAUAUAUAUAUAUAUAUAUAUAUAUAUAUAAAUAAAAAGGUGAGUCACAUGUGAUAUCGUUAUAUAUGUGUAGGUUUAAUAAAAACAAAACUGACUCCUUUCUAAGGGAUAUGGUAGUAUUUAACAUUUGAAGGAAAACAAGGUUUCAAGAAUGCAUGGUUGCAUGUCCUUCAUAUAUACUACACACGAGGUUUCAUUUAUAUGGAAGUUACUGUUUUUGUUCAGUGUUUUAUACCAAAAAAUAAAUGUUCUGCCUUUUGUGUACUGUUUUAACGUUUAAUAUAAAUAAAAGUAAUUGCUAGAAUAA
This is a messenger RNA of Acipenser ruthenus (sterlet), 5554 nucleotides long. RefSeq names its product protein FAM171B. Bases 147 to 2672 code for a protein of 841 amino acids. Lineage: Eukaryota; Metazoa; Chordata; Actinopteri; Acipenseriformes; Acipenseridae. The record is from RefSeq and is a predicted model, not a curated record. The transcript is spliced from 8 exons.